Molecule: messenger RNA, 1439 nt
Organism: Saccostrea cuccullata (small rock oyster)
Lineage: Eukaryota; Metazoa; Mollusca; Bivalvia; Ostreida; Ostreidae
Product: BTB/POZ domain-containing protein kctd15-like
Exons: 4
Coding region: 333-1121 (262 amino acids)
Biological process (GO): protein homooligomerization
Molecular function (GO): protein binding
Source: RefSeq, a predicted model, not a curated record
AUGACAAUACAUAAACUUAAAUGAAGAAACGAAUAGUGGAUCUUUUGAAUUGUGCCUCCAAAACUACGAUUUGGUGGUCAGCAUCUGUCAGUUGCCAUAGAAAAUGCCCUCCGGGCUUUUUAUUCACUGCACAACACGCUACGUUUCUAUGGAGCCAACAGCAAUACGAGAUCUCGCGCGAAAUUGGAUCUUGGCCCUGGGCUAUACCCGGCAGUAAGAACGCGAGACAACUAAAAGCUCAUUAUACCAGGGAUUUUAUCAAUAGGCGGCUUCGACUUCAUACAGGCAGGUUUGGAAGGGAAUUUAACAGGAACAUUUGAAAGAACAGGGAGAUGACAUCCCCUCAUACCCCGCCAGUAUCCUCCUCCCCAGCCACACACAAUGGGCACUACCAGAAAAUAUCAGGGGUCCCCUGCCCCGCCACACCGACCCGAUACACAGCUCCUGUCCACAUCGAUGUCGGAGGGGUCAUUUACACAUCCUCUCUGGAAACUCUCACAAAGUUUCCUGAAUCCAGAUUGGCCAAAAUGUUCAACGGAAGUAUACCAAUCAUUCUGGACAGCUUGAAGCAACACUAUUUUAUAGACCGAGACGGUAAGAUGUUCCGGUACAUCUUAUCCUACCUCCGUUCAUCCAAACUCAUCCUACCAGAAAAUUUCACAGAAUACGACCAACUUCUUGAGGAGGCAAGGUUCUUUGACAUAAAAGGAAUCGUUAACCACAUCGAAAUAAUGCGACGUGCAAAGAACAUUAAACAAGAAAAGUCGGAUUCCCAUUCCGACAGCACGCCAUCUCGUGGCAGUGGCGAGUACUGCGAUUGUAUUGCCGUGAGCAUCAGUCCGGAUUUAGGUGAAAGGAUCUCUCUCAGUGCAGAAAAAGCGCUUAUUGAAGAACUUUUCCCAGAAUUAAUCCCCGCGCUCAUGGAUUCGCGGAAUUCCGGAUUUAACUUGGACAAUCGUUAUGUGAUUCGGUUUCCUUUGAAUGGAUUUUGCAAACUGAACUCAAUACAAGUGUUACAGUCGCUGUUCAAUGCUGAUUUCAAAAUUGUGGCGAACACUGGCGGAGGAGUGGAAGGCCAACAGUUCAGUGAAUACCUUUUUUGUCGAUACCGGAAGUGUUAGUGCUAGGAACGUUGGGAGUUUUUAUUCAGACUGCGUGAUAUGGUAUUAGGCGCAUGUUUCAUGUUUGUCUCUCUUUCAUAGAUUCACACUGUACCAAAUUCUUCAUAUUGGAGCUAAAAAGGAACAUUUUGGUACAUUCAUUAGUUGCAUUUGAAUCAUUUUGAAACGUUCAUUCUAACAUCGUUGCCAAAGACAAUUUGUCCCAUUUUAUACACGUGCAUGUUGAUUUAUGUUGUUUUUAAUUUACCAUGAUAUUUAUGAAAUCCACAUCAUAUAGCAUAUUUUCUUGUUUGAUAAUAAAUGUACGUAACCUUCUUC